This is a messenger RNA of Phanerochaete carnosa HHB-10118-sp, 5470 nucleotides long. RefSeq lists its product as uncharacterized. The record is from RefSeq and is a predicted model, not a curated record. Lineage: Eukaryota; Fungi; Basidiomycota; Agaricomycetes; Polyporales; Phanerochaetaceae. Gene Ontology annotation, molecular function: guanyl-nucleotide exchange factor activity. The transcript has 5 exons. Bases 237 to 5249 code for a protein of 1670 amino acids. Gene Ontology annotation, biological process: regulation of ARF protein signal transduction.
GCUGAAUCACCAUUAUCUGUACGACGAAAUCGACAGCGAGCACGAGGGUUUCACGCGGCUGUCGGUCAGCGUGAAGUGGUGAAAGGUUGUGCGCAGUCGGCGCCCCGCCCCUUGUUGCGCCCCGCCCCUUGUUCUUUCACUCGUCACAAUUCAACGAUUUCUCCGUUGACGGUGGAGACACCGAGGGUGCCAUGGAACCGCCCUCCAUCGCAGAGCAGCGGGCAACAGCCGUAGCUAUGCUCAAGCGUGCUGCAUCUCUCCCACGCAUGAAGGACGGAAGACGGCCCCCGAUGCACGUCCAAGCGGUCAGCGAAGGAGAACGAGCCGAGAAUGACCUACCAGACGAGGAGAGUGCGCCAGAUUCGGACGAGAAGCCCGACGCGUCACCUGGACGCACGGAUGUGGCAGAGCGAGUCGAUCUUGCGACGAGGACGGAAGCCGAACCGGAAGCAGAGCAGGAUGAGAAAGUCGAGGAACAGCCGCGACAGCCGCGGCCGGAGGAGCGGCUUGAAGACAGGGCUGAGGCAAUCGACGACAAGGGGGGCGACGUGCCCCCGUCUGACGGUCCCCCAGAGCGACCUUCGACUCCUGCACGCAAGCGUCGUUCACGCUCACGAGCACGCUCGAGGGGGUCGAAAGACCUGCGUAAUAAGCCCAAGACCCCGCCGCCAGUCAAUAACGAGUCGUCCGCAGACGAGUACGUCGCAGAGGACGUCCCGCCCUCGCCUCCCGUUGUAUCCCCCAUCCCAUCACACUUCGCCGCCUUUCCAUCAGCGGGCCUCCUGCGCUCGGCAAUUUCUCCGGUGCCAGGUAUGUUCUACCCGAUGACGUCGCCCUCGACACCGAUGAUGCCCCCCACGCUCGACGAGAUCCAGAAGGGCCUUUUCCGCUCAAAUAGUGUCGGUGCACAGAGGAUGAUGGCUAUGUCCAAGCUUACAGGGGAGCCGAUAGACAUGUCGCUCGCACAAACGGUGACGCCAUUAGGCCGGAGCAACACUGUCUCCGGAGGCGAACGCGGAGAAAGAGUUGCAGCCCGGCGGAAUCUGCUGCGCCGACUUGGAGAGCGCGUCGAGAAGGCGGACGCAGACCAGACAAGUGGAACGGAUGAUCUUUCUAGGCCUGCGACGCCAGCUACAGUUGCGCGGAAGAAAAAACGAAGAUCACGUAGGAGCAACUCCAGGACAUCGACCGUCCUUGACGAUCGCGAUGACAGGGAGCAGACAUCGACGUCGCCCAACACUCCCGUCGUCCUCACUGAGCCGCUUGCCCCGCCUUUUCACGCGGUAAUCGGGGAUUCGCACGCAUUGCCCGAUUCAAGCAAGACACCGGUGCAGCACCAGUCGCCGCCGGACGCAUCCAUGCCGCUUGGUGGUCGAGGUGUCGUUAUAGAGGAUGAGGACGAAGAUAUGGACAGAGGCGCAGCCGACAAGGUGUCUAGUCUGCCAACUACGCCAGCUCGGCGCUUCGGACAGCGGUUGCCUUAUAUCUCGGAUGUGUCCUCUCAGCUCUCAAGCGAGUCGUUAUCCGCUGUUCCCGUCCCGUUCUAUAUGUCUUCACAGCAGACCUCCCACAAGCAGGACGCGUUCCCGGCGAGUCCUUUCGCGACACCAUUGCGAGAGAAAGUAUACUUGGUGGACGAAGACGAAGAGUCAGACGCAUACCGCGAGCUCCGAGCACAUGCAUCAUCAAGGCAAGCAUUUCCCAGGGAUAGUGACAUCAGUUGGGUUGCAGAGCCAGUGCCUCGGAUGCCUAUCAACGAUGAUGACGAAGACGACGACGACGACGCGGAAGAAGAGCCUGAGUCUGAGCACCAAGAAGCCGUUCCCCAAGUUGAAGAGCCCGAGGGUCGGCCGUCGGAUGAUCAGUCUUCGCAGAGCUACUACCCUACUUCGCUCACCACGGCGAGUGCAUCGAAGGAUUUGCUCGUUGAGAUUGAGACGUCACCCGAGAUGUCUCCUUCGCAUAUCCCGCCUUCACCAUCUUCCGCUAUCGCCUUGUCAUUCUCAAACCAGAUCGAACCUACGGCCGUCGUACAACCUCCAUCGCCUGUCUAUCCCCGCCGCCUUUCGGUGACCACUCCUGUACAACAGCCUGAGCCGUCUCCAUUGGCGACCGAGUUCCAGGAUUGGGAAGACAACCGGACGGAUGCGACGCCCAAGCGUGGCGGAGAAGGCAUGUCACCGUGGGAGCGCGUGAAGGGUGCAUUCUCAAGGAGUAACUCCAGCAGUGGACGCAGAUCUCGGACGAACAGCAUCGGCCAGCGGGACAGGAGAUACAACACGGACUCAAGCGUCAGCCGAGAGAGCGGGGCCAGUCAGACAAGUGCAACCAAAGGAGACCGUUCGAGUGGGGUCGCGCAGCAGCCUCCCGCCCAGGCACCAGGACUCAUGCAAUCACCCUCCGCUUCGGCUUCUAUCUUGUCUCUAGCCCCUCUCGGCGCACCUCCAGGCGGCGUAUCCCCUGUGCCAGCUGCCUCUUCCGCGGAUUUACUCAAGUACCAGGACUCGAAGCUCUUCCCCUUCCCGGGCAUGAUGAAGCAGCUCGAGGAGAAGCGGAAUAAGGCGAAGGGUCUAACCACGUCUGCUUCUUCACCCGAUAUUUUCAGUCCUGGUGGCAUCGAGGCGACCCCAAGCUCGAGUUCGUCUUCGAGCGCCACGACCAAGGUCCCAGAAGGCACGCGAGAUCGGAAGAUAUCUCAUCAAGUGUCCGACACGAGGCUCUUUGAGAAAUUCAGCACCACAAAGGGACCGUCUCCAGUUUCGUCCGUCCCGUCGUCGGGCUCACAUGCAGAUUACUUCAGCCUCGGCUCAGUCACGUCGAAUACGACUAGCGGUACGAGCAACUCUGGCUCCUUGAAGCUACCUACCAACGUUGAAGGCGUUCGGAAAUGGCUAGUGCAAAGAAGAUAUUUUCGUCCGUCCCAGUCCUCGGCGCCAUCCACACCUAGCGCCACGACCAAUGGUCACAGCCCAUCAAGACCUCCCCCAUCGAAGAAACCGUCUCUCACCGCACUGGCGGAUCUUGACUCGCUCGUCAGCCGUAAAGACAAAGAUCUCUCUUCUGAUUGGGAAGACAUUGGUAGCGACAAAUCUCAAACGCCUGUCAGUGCCGCCACCCCACUGUCAGCUAAGCGCCUAGACGAGCAGUACCCACCACAACUUCCAUUGGAACGUCCGGAGCAACCGCAAGGUAUCCGCAAGGCAGAAGACGCCGCUCCAUCAUCGAGGGUUGUCCAUGCCAACGGUACUGAGAUAACAGCGCUGCCAUCUCCUCCAGAGCCCCCAUCAUCCGCGACACCGGAUCCACAGUCGUCGCUAGACGAAUUCCCCGCUAGGUCGAACUCCGAAUCAUUUUCCUCCGACAUGUCUUUACCUAAUUCUCCAGCACUUGCCACGCAUGACCCGAGUAGAGCAGCUGUCAUCAUGGGGCGCCUGGACGAGGCGCUCGGCCGUGGGUCAAAAAGCUCUAUAUGGCCACUCGCUAUAGACGAUCCUCCACGGAAACUUGUCCUAUCUUCGCCAGUCUUGCAGGUGGCAAAUGCGAACACGGUCAAGGAUCGCUUCCUUUUCCUCUUCACUGACGUUCUUGUCAUCGCAAAGCCUGUGAUACAAGACCAGGACGCGCUCUUGGACGCGACAAGGCCGACACCCCUCGACCGCAAAUUCAUUGUCAAGAACGUUGUAUUACUCCGCGACCUGAAGUUCAGCUCAGACCGUGAGGACUCACACUCGAGGACGGCGCUGACCACGAGCCACAUGCGUUACCAGGUCAUCCGUACGUUCGUGCACCAGUUUACGAAGGAUUCCGACAUGGCGAUCUCUAUGCUCUUCGACAAAUCGAAUGCGAGAGAUGACCCAAUUGCUUUGGGACAACUGAUGUUCCGCGCUGUUGAGUUAGACCGUGCGCGGUUAGGCGAAUAUCUUGCUCGGCGGACAUCGAAGAUUGUCCUCAAGGCAUAUGUGGACAGCUUCGGUUUCGCCGGACUGCGGAUCGACAAGGCUUUGCGGGUAUUCCUGUUGUCCAUCUGCAUUCCUUCCAAGUUAGCUCUGGAAUACCUUCUCGAUGCAUUUGCCAGUAGGUGGUAUGAGGCGAACGCAGGCAUAGUUGCGUAUGACAAAGAUCUUGCCAUUCGCUUGGCACGCGCGAUCGUCCAAGUGAACGAAGUCAUGCAUGGUGGCAUCGCUCAGACGAUCGGGAUCACUGGAUACCCCAGGCGCAACGUACUCGACCGCGAUUUCAUUGACGCUUUCCGGCGCUAUGACCCUCGUGGUCUUGUGUCAGACGAGCUCCUAACCAAGAUAUACACAGCCGUCCGACGGGAGCGACUCUCUCAGUCACGAACGUCAUACGAAUCCAUCCCAGAUCUCGCGAUCUCUCUCAAGCGACCUCUACCACCGCGUCUGACCUAUCGCAUGCAGUCUGAGCCUAUCGUCCUGCGCGUACCUCAGCCCGACCCCCAGCUCAACAUUCAGCUCUUUGGUCAAGACCUCAUGUUUGAUCCCCCUGUGCUCAGCUUCGCUAAGUCUGCGGAGGCAUCGUUCCGUGUGACAGGCACCUCACUCGGUCCGAAGACCAUCGUCAUGUGGCGAUCAGGGCCAAACGCCCUGGCGUACUCUGGCCUGCCACUGAGCAGUCCGGUCCAGGUCGAGCGAUCCUUCAUGCGGAAUACGUUCCAAGUCGCGUUCAAGAGCCAUCACGGGGAGAAGCGGAAAUACAUGUUCAGCGUCGACGACCCUCUUAUCCGCCAUCAGUGGGUAGUGUCUUUGAAACGGCAUAUCGACAUCGCUUCGGCACGUCCGCCUGUUGCGGAGGCCUCAGGUUCGUCGUUGAAAGUCAAGGGGGCCAUCGAGGCCGUGACGCUACGUGUCCUACAGGACAUGCUGAUCAACUCAAACGAGUCUUCGCAUUCUGGGCUUUCCCCCUCAGCGGUCGAUCAUGCGCUUGCGAAAUUGACUAGAAACGCAUCGCCGUACGGAAACGGCUUCCUCAACGCCAGCCCGUCCAACCUUCAUCGCAGGAGCAAAUCUCGGAGUCAAGUGUACCAUCGACACGGUGCUGGAAGGCAUGAGCCGGAAUUUGAGGACGACUCGGACGCUCACGACGAGACCUUCUUGCGCCUGGAUGUCUCGUCCUCGCAACGUCCAGGGGAUAAAUUGUGGACAGCGAACGAUCUCGAAGUUGUCUGUCGUCAAAACAGCUCGAUACCUUCUGUAUUGGAGUACCUCCAUGUCGACGGCGCCGUCUCAUAGCCUUAGCGACCGGUUUUCUCGUGUUUAAUACUUCUGUAUCAUAUUCCAUGUCGGUGCUAUCCAUGUCCAUCCUUGCUGUGUAUUCAUAAUGUUCUGUCACAUCUCAUGCUACUGUUUGUUUGUUAGGUCAUUUGCUUAUUUAGAUAGGUUAUCCCCUCACAGUCGCUAAUCCUUCUCGAUCUUUUUCAUUGUUCCAUACGCGAAUGCACACAUUAUCAUCA